AUGCAGAGGAGUAUGUGUACUCUGAGGAAGAAUCUGAGAGAGAGAUUGAGGGAGGAGAGGAGGACCAAGAAGAGGAAUGACCCCAUUAGUAGUGAGAGUGAGCAAGGGGAGUUUGAGAUUGGAGUGAACCUUGUUCAAGAGGAGGGAAAUGGCUCUCCAAGUGAAGAAGGAGUGAUGAGACUGAGAGUGAAGAGGAAGGAGAAGAGAUGUGGAGCUUUCUCAAGAACAUGCACUUGGCCAAGCUUCUUCUCUUAUCACAUGGAAUCCUACAAGGAGCUCACUUGCGAGUUCUUAGCUUCAAUGAGGUACCACAUGUAUGAAGAGGAAGAUAGAGCUGAUUUGGACCAAGGAUUGGGAUGGAUCACGUUCUUGGCUAAGGGAGAGAAGAGAAUGGUGACCUUUAGGCAGCUGGAAAUCUUGUUUGGGUUCAACUAUGGAGAGGGUACCAAGUGGAACUUCAAGGAAAGGAACUCCAAAGGGUUUGGGCUACAAUCGCUGAUGGAGUGUACUCUUCCUCAAGGUCCAAGGCAGCUCAGAUCAGGAGCCCAGUCUUGA
Microthlaspi erraticum is the source of this 555-nucleotide messenger RNA. NCBI's taxonomy places the organism in Eukaryota, Viridiplantae, Streptophyta, Magnoliopsida, Brassicales, Brassicaceae. The record is from the annotation of a GenBank genome assembly.